Fopius arisanus is the source of this 1504-nucleotide messenger RNA. Its product is annotated as galactokinase. The coding region runs from base 163 to 1344 and encodes 393 amino acids. Gene Ontology annotation, molecular function: galactokinase activity; ATP binding. Lineage: Eukaryota; Metazoa; Arthropoda; Insecta; Hymenoptera; Braconidae. Gene Ontology annotation, biological process: galactose metabolic process; carbohydrate phosphorylation. The transcript is spliced from 5 exons. The record is from RefSeq and is a predicted model, not a curated record. Gene Ontology annotation, cellular component: cytoplasm; cytosol.
AGUGCUAGCAAUGAGUAUGAGUAUGUACAUGCGAAGUGAAUUCAAGACUCGGUAACUUGAGGUCAGUGUCAACUGAACAAUCAGAGUUCACUCAUCAUUUUAAAUCAUUGCUCUAGUUUUUGAAGUAAAAUUUUUCGCACCAGUGAAAAUAAUAAAUGAGAAAUGGCGGAAAACAUUGCGAAUUUAAAUGAAAUAAAGAGUCAAGCGCUUAAUGCAUUUUUAAAUGAAUUCGGCGAAGAAGCAACUCACUGUGUAUGUGCACCCGGUCGUGUCAAUGUCAUCGGAGAACAUACCGAUUACAACGAAGGGUUCGUCCUACCCAUGGCGCUUCCAAUGGUUACGGUAAUUGCAGGAAAGCCCAAUGCGACGAAGAUCUGCACUAUUAUAUCUGCUAGUUCUGCGGUGACAAGUGUCAGCAAAGCUCAAUUCGAUAUUAGUGAUCGAUCGGCAAUUAAACCUGGCGAUCCAAAAUGGGCGAAUUACGUGAAAGGCUGCGUUGUGAAUUUUCCAAAUUCGUUGACAGGCUUCAAUGCUGUGGUGACAUCGAGUGUACCAGUAGGUGCCGGAUUGAGUAGCUCGGCGGCACUGGAAGUAGCAACAUUCACUUUUCUAGAGGCUAUAACCAAUCAACCGGUUGCUGAUCCCGUGGAGAAGGCGAUAUUAUGUCAGAAAGCUGAACAUGAUUUUGCUGGUGUACCCUGUGGUAUAAUGGAUCAAUUUAUAUCAGUCAUGGGAAAAGAGGGACACGCCCUUUUACUCGAUUGUCGUGAUAAAUCUGUCGUUCAAAUAUUUAUGGAAAAUCUAACGAAUUAUGUAUUUCUUAUAACGAACUCUAAUGCACCUCAUAAAUUAUCAUCGAGUGCGUACCGCGAGCGGAGAGAUGCUUGCUUCGAGGCAGCUAAAAUUUUGGGGAAGAAGAGUCUUCGAGAUGUAUCGUUGGAGGAGAUUGAGACUUUGGAGAAGAGAGGUGCGUCGAAGGUGAUGUUGAAUCGUGUUCGCCAUGUGCUCAAUGAAAAUUUGAGGACUCGAGCCGCAAUGGAAGCAUUGCAAGCUGGAGAUUAUGAACGAGUUGGUGAUUUAAUGAAUGCCAGUCAUGAUUCACUGCGCGACAAUUAUGAGGUAUCGUCUCCGGAAUUAGACACUCUUGUUAAUUCUGCUAGAAGUGUUGAAGGGGUUCUUGGGAGUCGUUUAACCGGCGCUGGAUUCGGCGGUUGUACUAUCACUCUUCUGAAAGAACAGAGUGUAUCGCAGGUCAUCGAUAAAAUUAAACAAACAUACACGGGUAAUGCGAAUUUUUAUAUCGCCAAGCCUUCAGCUGGAGCAAGACAAUUGGAUUGUCGCUGAUUUAUUUUGGAAAUUGAAACGUGCUCUCAUUAUCCCAAUACUGAUUAUUUAUCACAGAUGCAUGUAUAGUGGAGAAUUGUUGACGCACUGUCUCGGGAUCACAGGUGAUGUGUAAUAAAUUUUGAAUUUUGGCAUUUGGGGAUGCAUCCUAGAUUUAUGG